Messenger RNA from Podarcis lilfordi (Lilford's wall lizard), 2719 nucleotides. NCBI's taxonomy places the organism in Eukaryota, Metazoa, Chordata, Lepidosauria, Squamata, Lacertidae. The record is from the annotation of a GenBank genome assembly.
AUGAAGAGGCCAGCAGUGAUGAGGCAUCCUCCAGUGAAGACGAUGAUGUGCACUAGACAAAGCGGGAGUGCAGGAAGUUCCAAAAGAAGUCCAAGGGCCAAUCGGAAUGUUCUGGCUGCGGAGGCAACCAUUCCCGUGCCAAGUGUUGAUUCAGAGACGCCAUCUGUUGGAAGUGUUCCAGAAGGGGCCACAUCGCUAAGGUCUGCCAAUCGGCUCCGUCUGACACGCCCCCCUUCACCGACUCGCAAAUCCAAGUCUUCACUCCAGUCUGCCAAGGAAAGCUGUUUCGCUCUCACCAACUGCCACUGCCUGUCUGGGACCACAAUUGGCCAAACUGACUCGCCUACGCGACGCAAGCUGAACGUCACUGUGCUCACUGAAGGAGCUCCAUGUGACAUGGAGAUCGACACUGGGUCUGCCCUGUCCAUCGUGUCUUGGAGCACCAUCAAAAGACUGGUACCCAGAGUGUCCAAAAGGCAACUCGACUCUCACCGCGUACAUGUGGUAGGUGUUGGCUGGUUCCGGAUCACCAUCAAGGAUUUUUCGAGCCUGCUCCGACUGGUGGUGGUCGAAGGUCAGCGGCCAAGCCUCCUAGGGCUAGACUGGUCUGAUGCCCUCAGCCUGGAAGUCACCGGCAUCAACUGCAUCUCUAACGCAGAGCCUGAGGGUCUGGUCAAAGACUUUGCCGAGGUUUUGGAUGGCACUUUGGGUCAAUAUACAGGUAUGCCCAUCUCCUUUAGCCUUGAUCCACAAGUCGCCCCCAUCAAGCUAAAGCCACGCUGGGUUCCCUUUGUUCUCAAGGCUAAGGUGGACGAACAACUGGACAAGCUGAUCGCCCAAGGAGUUUUGGAGCCGGUUGACCACGCCAAGUGGGAAACCCCACCAGGUUCCCUGGUGGUGUGGGCCCCCGCAGAUUUCCACCAUUGUUUGUUAAUCGGGUUAAAACAUUAGCAGGGUGAUUGUAAAUUCAGUAGUGUAAAGUAUGCUAGAUAUAGUGGGAAGGGAGAAAUGGGAAUAUAUGGGGAAAUUAAAACAGGCAAUCUUAAUGGAGAAAGAUAUAGAACCAUGGAAGGGGGAAGGGAAGUCAAGGAAAGAAUGUACGGUUGUAUUCAAUGAAAUGUAAAAGACUCAAAUGAAGGCCUAAAAGAUACCUUGUCAUUGUGUCCUUGCAGGUGUUCCCAAGGCAGAGUUAUGGCUCUGUGGAUUUUGACCAGGACUGGGAUUCUUGGAAGAGAGCUUUUGGAAGCCAGCUGAUGGAAUUCUGGCUGGGAAAUGACCACCUUCACCUGCUGAGCUCCUUGGGUAAUUGGCUCUCCUUCUUCCUUCAGGUCCUUCUGCUCUGACCACCGCUUUCUAUUUCACUGCCAUCUCCUUGGUCCUCUCCUUGGGAAGGUGGGAGAGGCAGUGUGGUGUGGGACAGUUAGAGUGUUGGACUAGACGCAGAGAGGCCAGGGUUCAAAUCUCGUGGCAAGACAGUGGUGCAAGAGUCACCUAGUGCACAUGUGAGAAGCUUCCUGCUGGACUGGGACUGUGUCUAGGUCUCCUUCCAUAGCCAUCCUCCACUCCCGUCUAGGGAGGAAGGGUGGCUGUGGCGUGGAAUCGCAGGGCUGGGGAGAAGCAGCAGGCAGUGUGUCUCCCCCCAGACUUGUGAAAGUGUUUGGGCCAGCUGAAGUAGGCAAGGAGGGUGAGGCCCUUCAGGGGUGGGGGCAGGGGUGGGGAGGAUGGUUUUUUGUGUGACAACCUUUAAAGACCAUUUUAACCUUCUGUGUCACACUUUGCGGGGGGGGGGGUAUUGCAGCUGCUGCUGCUGCUUUGGAAUCUGCAACCCAAGGUGUUGCCACAAGCCUCUCCCCCCCCUUUUUUUUUACUACAAAGGAUAAUAGACCUUCGGUGACUCUGUUGCACCCCCUGGUGAUGUCAUUGGGAGUGCAACAUGGUCCAGCUUCCCCCUCCCUCCCUUACAGUUCGAAGUGACUAAACCAGCCUCCCUGGCCAUUAUAUAGGUGAUGCUGUAGCAGAGGAAAAAUGAGGUCAACAGUUUCCUUUGCCUCCAUGGUGUGGAGGCUUUUCCCCUCUGUUGCCUUACAAAUUGGCAAUGGAGGGAUUGGCACAUAGGUGCAAAGUUGGUCUGACUUUGACUGGAGUUUGUUCUCUUCCUCACAGGCGAUUCGCUUUCCUAUGAUGCCUUUCUCAGCUAAGGACAGACAGCAGGAGCCCAAGAACCGGAAAUGGGCAGAGGUGUCUGGUGCGACGACGACUGCCACCUCUACAACGCCCACCCCUCCUUUGCAGAUGGGCUGAACUGUGAAAGUGGCCAAGAGUACCACGAUUGCUCCAGGCACUCAGAAAUGACAUUCAGGAGCAUGUCAUCCCCUGGCUCGAUGUUUUCCUUUCCUCCGGAGGCUCUGUGUGUCUUUCAUCCCCUGAUGGGGUGGACUGGAGGUUUGACUUCAGGGUGGUUUUUUUAGGCCUUUCCUCCAAGGUGAUUUUGUUCCCUCGGAUGCCCCCUUUCUCUAUCUUUUCGGCUUCCUUUUAGGUCUCGUAGGAUUUUAUCUUUGGGGGGUUCUUUUUAUUGGGGUUAGGUGUGCCAGGUCUCCCCUAUCUACCUUCCCACGGGCAGGACAGCUUUGUCUGAACAGGUUCCAGGGUCCUUCUCACUUUGCUUCAUUUCUUUUCAAAAAUAUAUAUAUUUGUCAUUAAAGAAUUAUUAGUUUUGAAA